AUGGCCCAACGCGCCGCGCGGCUCAAGAGGGAGCGGGCCGCGGCGAGUCGAGAGGAGGCGAGGGCCAUGAAGCGCGCGCGUCUCGACUGGGCCGACCUGCCCUCCGAGAUCCUCGUGCUCGUCAUGCAGAGGAUCGCGGAGUUGCCCGCGGACGACGCGGAGGACCCGAGUCGCGAGACGCACAGGCUGGGAGCAGUGCCCACCGUCCCGCGCGUCGCGUCCGUCUGCCGCGGGUGGAGACACGCGGUCGCCAGCGAUCCGAGGGCGCUCUGGCGAGUCGUGGACCUCUCCUACGGUUGGGCGCGCCCCUCCGACGCGAUCGUACGCCGGUACUGCGCCAACGGCGACUGGGCGCGGCUCACGUCUCUGUCGCUCGCGGACUGCGCCGUCCUGACCGACGCCUCACUCCGCGCGCUGCACCAGCACUGCCCGGAGCUCGUGUCGUUGGACGUCAGCGGGACGUCGAAGAUGACCCUGGCCGGGAUGAAACCGCUCGGCGAGCGUCUGACGGAGCUGACGCUGGACCGCGUGAAGCAGCGAUCGAUGGGCGCCACAAACCAGCUCGUGUCCGGGAUGCUCACCGACAAGCUCGCCAGACUGAGCGUCGCCGACGUCACCGGCCUCGACCGCGGGUUCAUCCGCAACCUGCACAAGUGCUGCGGCCUGGCGUUGCGUCACCUGAACCUCAGUCACAGCGGGAUGCACCACCAGAACCUCCCUUGGCUCGAGCUCCAGCGGUCGUGCCCGAACAUCGAGACGCUCUUUCUCAACGGCUUUGGCGGCGCGAGCGGCUGGUCGACCGUACCGAACGCGCAGGGCGCCGCGUUCGCCGGAGACGUCCCCGGGUGGCAAAACCUGAAAACCCUGCACGUGGGCGCCGCGACGCGCACGCACAGCACCGGUCACUCCCUCACGCCCUCCUACGUCGACGCCUUCGUGCUCGACGCGCUCACGCGAAACGCCAACGUGGAAGACCUCGACGUCACCGGGUGCGCCAUCAGCGCCGUUCACCUGUGGGGGAUACCCUCGUUGUGGCUCGGCGCGUUGAGGUGCCUACGAGCCGCUAAGACGGGGUUCGCGAGCGACGAGGGGAUCGAGUUUCUCGCCGCCGUGGACAGGCCGUGGGCGUCGUCGUUGGCGCGAAGCUUGGAGACGGUGGAGCUCGGGACGUCUCACAUGAACGCCAACGACGUGUCCGACCGGGGUUUGGACGUGCUGUCCACCAACUUGACGAACCUGAGGGCGCUCGGGGUGGCGGGCGCGGACAUAACCGACCGCGCCCUCGAGCGCCUGGUGGACGCGCGGCACAAGACGCUGCGGGUCGUCGACGUGCUCGGUUGCCGCGGGUUGAGCAGGGCGGCGAGGCAGGCGGCGCACGGGGGCGAGCCGCUGCAGAUACGCGCGGCGAUCAGGAAGGAACGCGGCGAGACGGUGAGCGACGAAGACGACGACGACAAGAAGGAGGAGGAGCAUCUCGUUCCGCGGCGGAGGGCCGCGGCGAGGGCGGUCGAUAGGUUCGAGGAGAUACUGGACAGCGACGACGAUGCCAACGAAAAUUGGAUCGACGAAGACGAGAACGAGGACGAGGAGGAGGAGGAGAACGAGGAGGAGGAAUACGACGAGGAGGAGGACGCGAUCCCCGCGUCCCCCGCGGCGGCGGCGGCCCCGCACACGGGCGCUCUCAAGAUAGUCAUGCGCCGGAGGUAG
Messenger RNA from Micromonas commoda, 1707 nucleotides. RefSeq lists its product with no specific name. Gene Ontology annotation, biological process: SCF-dependent proteasomal ubiquitin-dependent protein catabolic process. The transcript has 3 exons. Gene Ontology annotation, molecular function: protein binding. The record is from RefSeq and is a predicted model, not a curated record. Gene Ontology annotation, cellular component: SCF ubiquitin ligase complex. The coding region runs from base 1 to 1707 and encodes 568 amino acids. Lineage: Eukaryota; Viridiplantae; Chlorophyta; Mamiellophyceae; Mamiellales; Mamiellaceae.